Molecule: messenger RNA, 3168 nt
Organism: Branchiostoma floridae (Florida lancelet)
Lineage: Eukaryota; Metazoa; Chordata; Leptocardii; Amphioxiformes; Branchiostomatidae
Product: SRSF protein kinase 3-like
Exons: 22
Coding region: 120-2696 (858 amino acids)
Biological process (GO): protein phosphorylation; spliceosomal complex assembly; regulation of mRNA processing
Molecular function (GO): protein kinase activity; ATP binding
Source: RefSeq, a predicted model, not a curated record
ACGGUAGUGUCUGUGGGUCACCACCAAAUAACUGUCCUAGUUAGCGAAUUCCAAUCCAGUAUCAGGUCUUAUCUUAGGGUGAAUCGUUUGGUCUUGGCCGUGUCUGGGGCCCUCACAAUAUGAAGGAAAAGAUGGAGAAAGGGGAGGUCGAAAACAACGCGCCUGUUAUAGAGAAUGGAGACAAGAUCAUACCGAUGGAUGAUCCUCUACAGGAGAUAAAGGAUUUCCUUCGAAGGAAGGACCUGAGAGGCCGGGCAAAGGUGCGCAGACAAUAUGUGGAGAAUAUAAUGGCAAAGGCCAUGAAGAAGAAGAAGAGGCCAGAGACAGAUUCGACGACCACGCCGCCCAGCAGUCACGAGGAACAUUACGCAGACGACCAUGACGAAGACGAGGAGGUUCUAGGGUCGGACGAAGACGAACAGGAAGAUCCUCAAGACUACUGUAAAGGUGGCUACCACCCGGUCAAGAUUGGUGACCUGUUCAACAGCCGCUACCAUGUGGUGCGCAAGCUGGGCUGGGGACAUUUCUCCACUGUCUGGCUCGCCUGGGACCUCAAACCCCAACAGUCAUCAGACCCAAGUGCCAGGGGCCGUAGGUUUGUUGCAUUGAAAGUAGUGAAGAGUGCUGCUCACUACACUGAAACGGCUCUGGACGAGAUCAAGCUGCUCAAAUGUGUAAGAGAGAGUGAUGAAAUAGACCCCAUGAGAGAGAAAGUGGUUCAAAUGGUAGACGACUUCAAGAUUUCUGGGGUCAAUGGCACACAUGUAUGUAUGGUAUUUGAGGUUCUAGGUUGCCAUCUGCUGAAGAUGAUCAUUAAGAGUAACUACCAAGGACUGCCCCUUCCAAUUGUUAAGUGUAUAAUCAGACAGACCCUCCAAGGGCUGGAGUACCUCCACACGAAGUGCAAGAUCAUCCACACGGACAUCAAGCCUGAGAACAUCCUGCUGUGUGUGGACGAGGCCUUCGUGAGGAAGCUUGCUGCGGAGGCCACCCACUGGCAGCAGGUGGGCGCCAUGCCGUCAGGAUCAGCAGUCAGCACCAUCUCCAUCAUAGAGAGCAGGAACAAAGAGAAUGUCCGACUCCAACAGCCCACUAAGAUGUCCAAGAACAAGAAGAAGAAGAUGAAGAAGAAACAGAAGAGACAGAUGGAGCUACUGGAGCUGCAGCAGAAACAGAUCGAGGAGGAGGACAUGAAGAAGACCCAGGGUGGGGAAGGGCAGGAAAACAUGGAACAGGAAGAUGCCAGUACCCCAGCUGCCACCCCACAAGAGGAGAACCCAGUCAAAUGCAACAACAACCCUGUCCCCAGACCAACCAAUAUGGAACAGGAACCAAAGAACAUGGAAGUUGGUCAGGAGAAGGCAGAGGAGAAACAGAACAGUCCGGACAAGCUGAAGAACAGCAGGGUGGACCCACAGAACAACCAAGCGGACAAUUCAGUACAGAACAACUCAGAAAACAAGGAGCAGCAGAGACCACUGGACAAUGAGAACGGACUGACCAAUUCUACACCUUCCACUUCUACAGAGAACACAGAAAAUAUAAAAACUCCAGACAGUGAAGACUGCCCACUUUCCAUGGAGAGGGCCAGCAUGAAGACCUCUGAGAGUUCGGAGCCCGUUUCUUCCAGCACUUCCAACCCCGAGACGUCGGAGAGCCCCACGAGCUCGGAGCAUCUGUCCGUUCCAGCCAACACCCCCGUCACGCCCUCCACUCCGGACACACCCAUUGAGAUCAAGAUGGAGAACCUUUGUAAUGGGGAGAUGAGCGGGGCAGAGAAAGUCAAUGAAGAGGAAGAAAAAGGGCAAGGAAACGGCAAAAAUGAUAAGCCCAAGGCUGAGGCCAAGUCUCCAGACAAGGAAAAGGGCAGGCCUUCAAGAUCCGGAAGGAAGAAAAAGGAUGGAGAUUGUGACAAAUCGGAUUGUACCGGCAGUCAGAAACUUGCCGGGGAGCAGGAGAAGGAGAGAAGAAACUCCCCAGACAGCGAGCCAGAUCUGGAAACAAAGGACAACAACCCUCACACUGCACACGAGAGGCCCAACAGAGAGCUGAAACCUGAAACCAUCGACUCCAAAUCUGACAACUCUUCUACUGAUGGCAAGAGAGUUCAUUCGACUGAAGCAAGUGAGGCCUCCAUAAAAUCCGACUCAGUACCUGAUGGCUACCCAGACUUUUUCAAUCCUGACAAUGCCGACAUCAUUAAGGUCAAGAUUGCUGACCUGGGAAAUGCAUGUUGGGUGGACCACCACUUUACCGAAGACAUCCAGACUCGACAGUACAGAAGCCUGGAGGUGAUCCUGGGGUCUGGGUACAGCGCCCCUGCCGACAUCUGGAGCACAGCGUGUAUGGCAUUUGAGCUGGCAACGGGUGACUACUUAUUUGAACCUCACUCUGGAGAAGACUACUCUCGAGAUGAAGACCAUAUUGCCCACAUCAUAGAGCUGCUAGGCUACAUGCCCAAGCAUAUAGCCCUGUCUGGCAAGUACUCCAGAGAAUUCUUCAACAGAAAAGGUGAACUGCGCCACAUCCACAAGCUGAAGUACUGGGGCCUGUACGACGUCCUGCGUGAGAAGUACGAGUGGCCCCACAAGGAGGCUGACGAGUUCUCCUCCUUCCUCAUGCCCAUGCUGGAGCUGGAGCAGGAGAGACGUGCCACCGCCGGCGAGUGCCUUAGACAUCCCUUCCUCAGCUCCUGACCAGCAUGCACCGGGGCAGGCUCCUGACCAGGGCAGCGUGGUCUUGUGACCGGGGUACUUAGUAUCUCAGUUUGGGAGAGGUACAUUUGUAUUCUCCCUUUUCACACUUCCCAUGAUUCGUUGAGCCAGGGUCCUGGAAAUGGAUGUUACCAUAGCUGCUCAGCAUGCGAAACCAGGGUCACUCACUCACGGUCCGUAACCUCAGUGGUAGUAGGGGCUCCACGACAUCCAUUAGCAGGGUGGAAUCAGCUAAAACCUUCAGUAUGUGAGGGCAGCAAAGCAUAUGAACUAAUGAGUUGUCUGGCAAAUAUGGUACAGUUAUUAUUGGGGCUGAGAAUUUUGCAAGUUUUGUGAUCAGAAGUAACUAGCCAACACGUCACAACUGUGGCUGUUAGUUGGUUAGCCCGAUGACCUCAAGGGUCACAACUUGGCGUUCCGUCUGCAGCCUUUGUUCUUUCCUGUCAGAAAGUGA